Messenger RNA from Drosophila virilis, 1190 nucleotides. RefSeq lists its product as uncharacterized. The record is from RefSeq and is a predicted model, not a curated record. Lineage: Eukaryota; Metazoa; Arthropoda; Insecta; Diptera; Drosophilidae.
UGUUCAGGUAUACAAAACGAUGGGAAUUCUCAGCAGCUUUAUCCAUAUAUAAUUGUCGUUCUCGUAUUGUACAAUAAUUAUUUGAAUUGCAAGUUAAGUUAAAUAUUUAGUGAAAAGUUUUCCAAAAGUCGCAGUGAUUUUCCCCUCGAUACAUUACAGUGCGAAACGUGAAUAUGGCAAGGCUUGUUAUCAAAAUAGCAAUUACUGUCAAUCAUUACUGUCGGUCAAUGUAAUUAUGAAUCGAGCUCAAUACAAAUACAAAAAGAAUCUUUCCGAUUGAGGCUAAGCUAAACUGGUUCUUCUAACCGUAGAACAAGCGAUGCGGAAUCGCUCAUUCAAUAUUUGCUAAUGGAAGCGUGAUUCUGAACUUCUCAAUUGCAACAUCUGCAACCGGUCAAACCUGUUUGUAGUACUAUGUGCAGUAGGAAUCACAGUAAAUAUCGCCUUGCAUAUAUCAAAUAGUGAUAGAAAUAGUAGACGCUCAGUGCAAUGUAAGAGCUUGAGCUAAAAUGGUCAGCAGAAUCACAGUUUAGCCCCAUUUGGAUUGUUGUGAAAUAGAGAAGCUAAGAAAUGAACGGCUGGCAAAUAAUAUGCUUCUUACUAGUGGUUUUUGCCUAUAUCGAGCACAAUAAUGCCGCCACCAAAGUGCUCUACGAAUUCCGCAUUCGCGAGGUUCACAGUGAACGCAAUGAGACGGGCACGCUCAACACCUCGAGCAACAAGACGGGAGAGCCCGAACUGAUAGUCACAGGCAAGCGCACGUCGCAAUUGAUACUGCCCGGCAAGGACUUGAAUUCCAGCAGCACCGUCUACAAUGAGCUGGUUGUCUAUACGGCCGAUGACAACGGCUACCAUGUCAAGUACAAUAUAAGCAUAAGGCCACUCGACCUGGACAUACGUCUCGGCGGGAAGACCCUUAAGGUGAUCGUGGGCUAGCUGCGGAACCAGUAUUAUUUUAUUGUAAGUGAAAGUGAUAGUAGCCAACAAUUUUAAACCCAUCCUCAGAGUAGUAUAUUAAUUAAUUUAUUUAAAUAAAUAAUAUAGAGACUGGAUCUGUUCUAAGCAAUGAGAAUAGAUUUCCAUCAAAUGAUCAUCGAUUUUGAUUAUCGAGAAAACAUUAAAAAAAAAAAAAAAAAACAAGAAUUUAUGCAAGAAUGGAUUAGUCAGUAAAUUUUAACAAGAAAAAACAA